Echinops telfairi (small Madagascar hedgehog) is the source of this 1238-nucleotide messenger RNA. It is a transcript of the gene SLC25A41, whose product is annotated as solute carrier family 25 member 41. Gene Ontology annotation, biological process: transmembrane transport. Gene Ontology annotation, molecular function: ATP transmembrane transporter activity. The record is from RefSeq and is a predicted model, not a curated record. Lineage: Eukaryota; Metazoa; Chordata; Mammalia; Afrosoricida; Tenrecidae.
AUGAAGCUGUUGGAUACUGGUGAAGUCCUGAUGGUCCCCAUAGGGGACGCAAGGAUGGACAUGGAGGGGGCCUGGUGGAAGUUUCUCUUCUCGGGAGCCGGCGGGGCCGCGUCCCGCACCAGCACCGCCCCUCUGGACCGGACCUGAGUGCACAUGCAGGUUUACUCUUCCAAAAAACACCUUAUGAACCUGCUGGGGGGGUUACGGAGCCUGACACAGGAGGGGGGCUGCUCCCUGUGGUGCGACAAUGGUAUAAACCUGCUCAAGAUUCCCCCUGAGUAUGGGAUCAAGUUCCUGGUCUUUGAGCAGUGUCAGGCUCACUUCGGAGAGUCCUCGAACCCCACCUUCCAGGAGCGCAUCUUGGCGGGGUCUCUGGCAGUAGCCAUUUCCCAGACGCUCAUCAACCCCUUGGAGGUGCUGAAGACCCGGCUGACACUGGGCUAGACAGGCCAGUACCAGGGGCUGGGCAACUGCUUCUGUCAGAUGCCUUGGUGCCAGGGGAUCUGCUCAUUGUAUCUCACAUAUAUCCCAAACAUGCUGGAAAUUGUACCCUAUGCAUGCACCGACCUGGCCAUCUACAAGAUGAUGAACAUCUGGGACACCACAGGGAAGAACACCCAAGACCCCAACAACCUGGCCAAACAUCUGUCCACAGUCUGCAGCCAGAUGGCCAGCUACCCACUGACGUUGAUCAGAAUGGGGAUGCAGGCUGAAGAUACUGCCGAGGGCGAGAACCCCACCAUGCAAGGAGUCUUCUGGCAGAUCCUGGCCCAGCUGGGCUGGCCUGGCUAUAGAAGCAUGACCCCCACUCUCCUGAAAGUGCUACCAGCUGGAGGAAUCAGCUACUUGGUUUAUGAAAACAUGAAGAACAUCCUGGGAGUUUAGCAGAGAGCUGAACCACAGGCCCAGAGUCCGAAGGAGACAGAAGGGCUCAAUGUCCCCUGGCCCCAAAGAACCUUGCUGUUUCAUCCAUGUAGAACAGCUUUAGGAAAGAGUGCGCUGGAGCUCUAGACCGGAAAGAAGCCCGAGGUUCCCUCACUGGAGUACAGGCCAGGACUGCAGUCUAGAUCCUGCCAGGAAUAAGAAGGCAUGCUGUCGACUCAAGGGCCAAAUGGUGAACUGGGAAAUAAAAGAUGUGCUUGGCUAGGUGUGUCUGGGAUGCUGGGCCUAGGAGGGGAGCUAGGAACUUGGAGUUCCAGUGGCGCUGUCAAGCAAGCACUGGUCUGGGAACUGCAAGG